Rhipicephalus sanguineus (brown dog tick) is the source of this 14268-nucleotide messenger RNA. RefSeq names its product RING finger and SPRY domain-containing protein 1. Gene Ontology annotation, molecular function: ubiquitin-protein transferase activity; protein binding. Gene Ontology annotation, cellular component: cytoplasm. The coding region runs from base 124 to 1932 and encodes 602 amino acids. Lineage: Eukaryota; Metazoa; Arthropoda; Arachnida; Ixodida; Ixodidae. The record is from RefSeq and is a predicted model, not a curated record. The transcript has 15 exons.
UGGCUGAAGCUGAUGGCGGACCGAAGGAGGCAUCAUAGAGGCAUUGACAUCUAAUGUUUACAUGAAUGUUCCAGCACCUUCCCGAGUUGACCAUGUGAUGCUGGAACCCAACUGGCUCACCAGAUGGUUUACUUCCACACUGUUGCUUGGAAACCGCAGCAGGGACACUUGUCAGCCUCGUGCAGCUGUCGCUGUGCCAGCACUUUUGCUACUGUCCUUGUGACAUGUGGAGGCCCCGCAGCAGCCUACACAGCAUUUGAAAGAGCUGCGAAAGCAACGAUGGGAAACCUGCUCUGCUGUGUCUGCAGGGACCACAAGUCAGGGGUAGAUGAUGGUGGCAGCACGGGUGGAAGGUAUGGUUUUCACCGAAGACAGAGCUCUCGUUCGCUUCCCGUAGAGGCUCAUGAUGGCUCAACUGAGCGGCGCCGGUCUAGCUCUGCUUUCAGCUGGCAUGGCACGAGGGGCUCACUUAGUGCACCUGCAACAAGCUACGUGGAACAUCUCAUCCUCGAAACCCUUUCUAUCAUUCGGACCUUGGUUGACAAUGAGCAGGAGCCUCCACCCUUCAUGAUCAAGCUGCACCUGAUAGCUGACAAAGAGUCUGGCUGGCUUUUGGUCGUCCGAUCCAUGGUGAAUGCGAUACCUAUGGAUGACCCCUUAGGCCCGGCUGUCAUUACUCUCAUCCUUGAUGACUGCCCUCUACCAACUAAGGAAUCCGUGGGAAAGUUGUCGCAAAUGUUUCAACUCUCGAGAGAGCUCUCGCUGAGUGGCAGGAACAACCCAACGUGGCAUCGAAACAUUUGUGUUGUUCUUGGAUGCAUUGCAGAGAAGCUUGCAGGACCAAGCAGUGUUGCACUUCUGACAGAAGACACACUUGAAUACCUCAUCGCAAAUUUGGAUCCUGUUACAUGCAACACUCUUGUGAUCUUGUUCUCGCUUAUCGCCUUGGAGAAAUUUGCUCAAACAAGUGAGAACAAAGUAACCCUGGAAAAGCGCCUGUCAGGGCUACCAGAGAACCCUCUGGCGAAAAUGGAACCUUGGGUUAGCAGUGAAGAUUUUGUGGAGCGUCAAGUUGGCUUCUGUGCCCAAUGGUGUCUGGACAACCUUUUCAUCCUCGAGGGACGUCGUUACACGUACGAGGUUACCGACCGAACCAACAUUAACGCCAUGCUCAACAGCAAUGAUGUCAGCGAGUAUCUGAAAAUCUCCUCAAACGGUCUCGUGGCACGAUGUGACGCAUCGUCAUUUGAGAGCGUACGCUGUACCUUUCAAGUGGAUUCUGGUGUCUGGUUCUACGAGGCCUUAAUUGUCACUUCAGGCGUAAUGCAGAUUGGCUGGGCCACCCGAGAAAGCAAGUUUCUCAAUCACGAGGGUUAUGGAAUUGGUGACGACGAGUUCUCAAUAGCUUAUGAUGGGUGCCGGCAACUUAUCUGGUACAAUGCCCUGAGCCAAAGCCAUAACCAUCCUUGCUGGAAACCAGGCGACAUCCUGGGCACCUUGCUUGACAUGAAAGCAUUCCAGAUUACGUUUUACCUCAAUGGAGAGCCCCUGCCACCAAACACUCAAGUCUUUCAGAAUGCCAAAUCUGGUUUCUUUGCUGCCGCCAGUUUUAUGACAUUUCAGCAGUGUGAGUUCAACUUUGGACGCUCACCGUUCAAGUUUCCUCCUAGUGGAGUUCAGUUCUCUUGCUUUAAUUCUUUUGCCCACCUGUCUGAGGAGGACAAAAUUAUUCUGCCAAGGCACAUUCGUAUGGAGAAGCUAAGGCACAGUAGUGUCCGUGAAGAUUCCUGCACCCUAUGUUUUGACCGCAGUGCUGCUGUCCGGCUGGAGCCUUGCCAACACAAGGGUUUCUGCAGUGAAUGUGCCAUACAGCUGGAGGUAUGCCCCAUGUGCCGAAGUGAGAUCCGGGAGCGGAUAGAAGCAUCUCUGUAGCUUCUAGACUACAACCUUGCCAGCAGUGCUGCUUGGUUCAGGAGAUAUUAUGCCUAAAAAUGCAACCGCUGCAGAGUCCACUGGCUUUCAGCUGAUUGCUUGAGAAAUGUGGCAUACUGUAGGAAAGAGUGUGGCAUGCAGCAUGGAAUGAAAAUAUGGGUUACUGAUACUUGUGAAGCUGUUCUGACUUUUGUUUUAUUCACUGUUAGUUUUUUGCACUGAAGGGAUCGUGUGUUUUCAACAAUGGAAACAUGCUUUCAUAGUUUUCAUCACGCAUCCAUUGUAGGUACUGAAUUGGAGAAAGACAUGUGGCCAAGAGUUGUUUGAACAAAGUCAGUUGUAAUGGUGGUGCAUAAUUUCUGACAGGGUAUUUUCAGAAUUAUCUGAUGUUGUGACUGCAUUUUGAGUGGUGAUAUGUUAAAAUUUAUUUGUGACUGGUUUGGAAGACUGGGACUAGCAAUUGCGGCCAGUUGCAGUGGAACUCCAUGGUGUUAUAGGGACCGUGCGACACCUAGAAGUGGCUAUUGGUGGCGCUGCAUCAACACCACCAAUGGCCAGGGCAGCACUAAUGGUUUUCUGCUUUGUCUAGCAACAUAUUUUUCUGUGAACGCUGAGAGUUUCUUUGGUCAGAAUCAUGGGGUCACACAUUUUUCACACAGCACAUAUACCUUGACAGCUGAAAACAAUUAUCCUGAACAAAAAUUGGGCAAAGUAAACUGUGCAUGGUACCUCUCAGAAGAGAAUGUGUAUAGGUCACUGGAAGUAUAUCUAAACAUUGUACUUAUAGUUCAAACUCUACCCUGCAAAAUAAUGUACUACCCUCUACAUAGUCACUUUAAUGUGUUUUUAAAGCACGCAAUAAAUUCUUGUAACAAAUUUAAUAGACAUCAGUGUUGGGUGCAAAUCUGUGCAAAUCUGUGCAAGAUGGGGCAGACGCAAAUUGACAAAUCAUCUGCUGCUGUGGUUUCGGGGCUGUGGCGUUGUGCAGCUGAGCAAAAGGUCACAGGUUGAGUUCCUAACGAUGGUGACCUCAUUUCAAUACGGUGAAAUGCAAGCAUGCUUAUUUAUAGGUAUACAGUGAAACCUCGGUGAUACGAUCACGGCUCAUACGAAUUUCGGGGUGAUACGAAUUUUUCUUUGGUCCCGGCCAAGGCCUAUAGGCAUGCAAUGUUAAUGGAGUACGGUUGUUGCGAACAGAUUUUCACCCCGCGACGUUUGAUACGAGCGUACACCACCGCGCAGGUACGAAGAGGAGCUGUGCGCGCUGUCGCGGAAGACGCGCCAAGCACGUGCGGGCGCAGAAACGCAAAUGCGGGCAUGCGCGCCGCGCGGCCAAUUCGUCAGAAUCACGGUGUAAGAAAAAUACUUUUCUUACACGGUGGUCACAAUAAAUCUUCAGUGACGCGUCGUAGCCUCCGAGAUUGUUUGCUCGAAUCUUGGGGGCCCUAAUGUGCCUCCGUAUGUUUUCGUGUUGAGAAUAUACAAGCCAUGUCCUCCAUGCAAGAGAUGUCCUCGUGCAUCAGACAUCCUAUGAUCUCUCGAAAAACAUCCGAAAAACAUUUCGAGGAUCUCUCGAAAAAUAUCCCCAACACCACCGCGAUAAGAAAAUAAUAACGUAGGACCGCGUUUUUGAAAUUUUGGAAGCGGUUCUUAAGUAAAUUUCGCCGCACUACUCUGGUAUCAUGCGGAAAAGCAUAGUGAGAUUUGGAAAGGGCUACUAGCUGGCGGGUCACAACAAACCUGGUUCAAUAAUUACAUGCGCGUGCACGGGCCGUAUAUAUAAGAGUGCAGGUAUAAUUGUUGGCAUCUAAAAACUUCAGUGGCAAUCAUUCAGAGCUGUUCGUGGCUUUGCUGCGGCCUUGAAAAACAAUGAUUGAAAAUGUAAGCCAGCUUUCUUUUGUCGCAGGCUAAUUUUCCAUACUUUCUGGUGAUACGAAUUUCGGAUGAUGCAAAUAUUUUUUAACGAUCCCGCGAGAUUCGUAUCACCGAGGUUUUACUGUAUAAUGAAAACCUCAGGUGGUCAAAAUUAAUGAAGCGCUCCAGUAUGGCAUCCCUCAUGACCCACUGUGCACUUUCCGAGCACUAAAUUCACAUCACACGUUCACUAUAAACAAAGCUUUACAGUGACGAACUUCUUUUAUAAAAUGACCAUCUGGCUGUAACCAUUUGCACUGCAGUAUGUAUUCAUUUAGACAUUAUAGGAAGACAGCGGAGCGGAUCAGAGAAUGAACAGGCAGCCGAUAUUUAAGUUGACAUCAGAAGAAAAGAAAAAGGAGCUAGGAAGGCCAUGUAAUGUGUAUGACAGAUAAGCAGUGGUCAGUUAGAACAAUGGAAUGUGUACCAUGGGAUGGUAAGUGCAACCGAGGAUGGGAGAAAGUUGGGAGCGGUGAAGGAAUAAAAAAAAUUUGCCAGCAUAAAAUGGAGUCUGCUCGUGCAAGAGAGAGUAAAUAGGAGAUCAUUAGGGGAGGCCUUCAUCUUGCAAUGAACAUAAAUAAAAAAGGUUGAUGAUGAUGUGAUGAUGAUUUAGACUAAGUACUAUCAGCAACGACUGUAGAUGGCGACAGAACAUACAAGCAGCACAUGGGAUACAAGUGGAGCUUAAUUUUACUUGGGGACUUUGCAUGCUCAGCAUUUUUUAAAGAAUUUUGUAGCAUUUCUUCUAGCAGUAUUCUCAUUCAUGUGACAUGAAUGCACAACCAUGUACAGAAUGAUAUUUUUUUGGCAGUUAUGCGUCCAUUUUACUCUAAAUCUGUGCCGAGUAUAGGGGAUACAGAACCAUCCCUAACUUCAUUCAAAUGAUAGAUUGAACUUUAAGGAGCUAGACACAGCCAGGCGGAUAAGGUGUCCACCUGGGCAGUUUUCCUUCAGCAUGACUAGUUUUUUUAGAAAGUUAGUUUUCGUAAAGAGCCUUGCUUCAUAUUGUGCAUGUCACACUCGCUUGCUGUCCACUACAUCUUGCACGCAAAGUAGCUCAAAAGUGCGCUGCCAAGGUGGCACCUUUGUGCAUGUCACUCGGUCCCUGUAACUGCCAUUUCACGAUGCAAAUUGCACGAGUAGAUAGGACAUUUGGUUAGCCAUGAGUGUUGCAUCAAGAUAAACAGCUCAAAUUUUUGUAGCAAAUCUUUUUCCAUGGAUGCUGAAACAUAAACAGGCACAGCUACUAAACAACCUACUUGUGUCAGAACAGCUUUUGAAAGCAAGUGUGUGAAUCAUUUUUAAAUCUUUUGUGCAUUACUACUUCUCUUUUGAUCUGAUGUUCAAGGGUAGAGCUAACAGUAGUAGUCUGUCAGCUAUCUACCGCUGCAAAAUAAUUGAAGCUUGUGUUUUUUUACUGGAAAAGACUAGCGUUCUUCUGUUUUUUGAAGAUCUGCUUUGAUCGCAUAGGUACUUUUAUCAAAUUGUGGUUCUUGCAGACAUGUACAGUCAAAAUGUAAAUGGUGGUUCUCGGGAGUGCAAAAAACAAAACAAAACAAAGCUGUUAUGUGAUUCAUGGCGGUCUCAGAAAAUCAAUAAUUAGAUAGCUAGUUGUUGCAAGGACAUUAUAGCUGAGUGUCAGUUUACUUUUGGCACGAGCAGUGCAUUGACAGCAAAUGAAAAAGAAGGAAUUUCUAUCAAUAAUAUAUUAUGUUAGUACAAACCCUGUGGUGGCGUUUCAUACAAUUUCGAAAUUACAUUAUGUGUAGAAUUUCAUGUAAAACAUCGGUAUGGGGAGUUAUAAAAAGAUAUUUCUUGUUUAUGUAAAGGUGUGGGAAUUUGAAAGAAAUUCCUGCUUUUCCUUUGUUUUUUCACAAAGCAAAUUCCAUCUGUCAUGGAGCGUGCUGUGGAAUUCCUAUGCACACUUCCCUCCUCACUUGAAUUUCAAGUGCUCAAAAGCUGCGUUGCAGCGUGCUGAAUAAGGAAUGUGUAAACGCAGUGGCAAUCAUUGUCUAAACAACACGGGUGUCUUUAUCCUCACUGCAAUCUCCUUUCCAAACCACAAUGUGUGCAUAUUGUUUUAAUUUGAAUCAAGUUUCGUAAAGUAGGCAUUAAAGUUCAGCAAGACUUCAGCACAGUCAUUCGUAAAGGUUUUUUGUGGUUGCUGCAGCUGAUUCUGUUUUAGUUUUAAGUGGCAAUCUACAGCAUUGCCUUCAGUUACAGGUUAAGCCUGUAGAUUAUAGAAAUCUUCAAAACACCAUAAGAGUGGUGUGUGCACACUGAAAUGUCAUUCUACUUUCAAGUGCUCUGGCCUCGAAAAUAUGACGAACUGAAUUGUACAGAAAGCACUUUAUUAAAUUACUGCAGAUUUCAUAAAUAUUGCUUCAUUAUCCAUGACCACCAGUUGCGCAUGUUGUAUUCUGUAGAGAAUGGAAGUGUAGUCAAAAUUUGUUUCGUUUCCCUCGUCUGAAAGGUAUCCCAGCUAACAUGCAGCAAUUUUUUUAGAAAGGCGAAGCCGUCUAUGUGUAUGAAACUGAGUGUUUAUUGUUCGCAGCCACCUGAAGCAACCUUCAGUAUUUUUUUGUUUUUAAAUAAUUAGCAUUGAUAAAUUUUUAAUGGUUAUCUUUAUGACCACUAUUUCAAUACUAGAGUUUUAGAGCACACUGGGAAACAUUAAUUUUAUUUGCAGUGCACUAACUGUAGCAAAAUUUUAUAUUGCGGUAAAGAUAUACAAAAACUUCAGUCACACUAACAAUGUCAGUAUCAUGCCAACAAUUGCAAUGCCCACCACCCUAUUUAAUUUUCCACCUGUUUCUGGUAACAUUGUUUGUUAGCAUUAAGCUGAGUGCAAAACCCCAGAGAGCACUUGAAGUGGCAGAAAGCAUGGAAAGAGGAAGGGGCAUGUGACAGGCCAGUCUUGCAAGAGCAACCAGUUUUCAGGCGAGAAGGCUGGUGCUUCAAUGCACGCUCUCUCACUAUACGUUGAAUGUUGGUUACAUGAUCUGUCAUGUUUUGGGCGGCACAGUGAAAUAUAAAGGGAGCAGCAGCCCAGAAUUUUCGCUUGUGAAAGUGGCUCAUGUGACGCCUCAUGUGUGUAGUUGGCAAGCAGGUGUUUACUGCAAUCUGUACUUACCAUGAAACUAUCUUUUGCUGACUCUGUCACUAUUUUGCCUGCAAACUUUUUUUCACACAUUUCAAAAAUCAUGAAAUUUUUUUUCAGUUAACAACUGUCUCCUGCUUGCACACACAACAGCACUGGUCUGCCGACAGAGUACACUAGCUUCAUGUGUAACCUUGAAUUUUGGCAGGUUUUACUUUACUGUGGCUGCCGCAUUCCUGCUAGUGGUAAUCUUCACAUUUAGUUUGAAUUUGACGAGUCCAAUGUUUUUUUCAUAAACAAUAAGUAAUCCGUGAAAACCAAGUCAUUCUACAGCUCAUGCUGGAUUUGCCAUGUCAAGUGAACCCACCUCAAAGAGAGUAAAUGCGUCAGGCUUUCUUGAAGGGGUGUCGGACUUUAAUAUGGUUAUUGACAAUGGGAGAUUAUAAUGAUUUGCAGGGCUGCUUACGAUUACGAUCAACAGCAAUAUAAGUUUGAGUCCCAGUGAGCAUUACGACUAAGUUUCAUUUUAUGUCGAAUUAUACGAUAUACCGAACUAAUUACCUUUUUUUUUCUGAGUUUGAUAUAUGCGGGUUUUAUUGUAGCAUUAAUUUAGUAAGCGCUGAGUAAUGAGCCAUGCUAACUAUUUAAUGAAAAUACUGGAGGCUUUGCCUUCUUGAAGCUUGUUGCGUGUUAGCUGUUCGUUGUAACCAAGGACAUACAGGUACACCCUGUAUGCCCUUUGCUUAACCCUUUGAGUGUAGAAUUUUUUUGGAAAAAACUUCCCCAGGUGGUCAUAUUACUUUAUUGCAGAUUUUGAAUGUACAAAAUGUGUAAAGUCGGGACAAAAUUCUAAAAAAAAUCAGGUACAGAAUUAUGGUGUCAGCAUCACUCAGAACUGCAAUAUGUUCCAUAGUAUUUCAGAGCGUGGUAUUCCUUGAAACACGGGUCUAUGCACAGCGCCUUAUUGCAGUCCACACACAUAAAAUACGUGUCCGGUCUCCUCUUGGAAUGACGAGUUGUGUUGACACACGCACACCAUCUUCUCUGCCUGCGGCUGCCUUGACCAGAGUGAACUCAGUAAACAAGGACAGCGAGAAUACUUUUUGAGCAUCAGUGAUAAACAAGCUAAGAGCAGCACCAAUAAAGGUUGAAUAAAGUGCCGAUAAACACAAAAAUCAAGUUUCACGCGCCUCCGUUGCGAUCACGCGGCCAAACUGAAACCACGAAAGGGUGUUGUCGCAGAGCGCAUGAGGCGCUGAAGCUAGAAAUCAGUGUUGUUUAUCUCCGCAAGAAGGUAGCACAAUCAUUUCAGAUGCUUCUUGUAAGUCCUAGGAGGUGGCAGCAUCUCCCAGUGAGUAUGCAUCGUCAUUAUGGCGCGAAAUUGCAAACGGUGGGUCGAAAACGUACCUGUACGGCAAAGACCUUGCAGGACAGACAACCGCUGCCGUACAUGUAUGGCAAAAACACUCAAAGGGUUAAAAGGCCGAGCUACAAUUAGGUGCCAGCCAGCAACAGUGCUGACAUCAUGCUCUGCUUACACGUGGGUCAAUACACCCCCCCCCCUAUUUAUUUUUUCAUGUAGAACAACAAUGUAAUGAAUGUGUUUCUGGCUGAUUUAUGCCCUGCAUUAUGGAAAAGUGCGUGCAUUAGUUUUUAUUCAGCUCUUGAUGCCACUCCCCAUUUAAAUUGUGUGGAAAGCUUCCUUUGUCUGCUGAAUAUCAAAAUGAUUUUCCCUUUUUUUAAUUUUUUUAACUGGUCCAUCUCCUGAGCUAAUAUCAUGCACUUAGCUUUUCUUUCUUUUUUCUUUUCAUGUGAGGGCAAGCUUUACACAAUGUGGCGGUGCUCAUGCAUAGUCCCUUGAAAGGUUAUAGCCUGCCAUUCAUUUAUAUUCAGCUGAAGUGAGAUAUAGGGCAUUUAAUAAGGUGGUGUUACUCUAUCUAUAGUAAUCACUAUGGUGAUGUGACAUGUAGAGGUUAUUACAAAAAGGCAAAAAAUUGCAUUUGGAGCUAAAGAGAUGAAGGUUCAAUUUAUGCUUUAGGUGCUUUCAUAAAAGAAAGUGGCAUAGCAUUUAAUUCUGUUACAUGCAAGCUCACAGUUUCUAUUUACGAUAAAGAAUUGUACAAGAUUACAAGAGCUAUCGUCUUCUGCCAAGAUGUGGUCUGAUUGUCCUCUCAUAGCCACACUGUAACAGACAGUACAGUGGCCAUUUCUUGUUUAAUCAAAAUCAAGAUUUCAUGGGUGCAUGUGUGCAAUGUGCAUGCAUUGUUUGUAUACUGUGCAAUGCAGCACUGCCUUUGCAUUGGACCUUUCAGAUUUUGACAAAAUACAACUGAAGUUGUCUGAAUUUCAGGCACUAUUUUUGGUUUGCAUUCAGUAAAUUUUGGGGAAAUAUUUUUUUGUUUUAUGCUAUCUUGAGCAUCUUUUCAUGCGCUUCUCCAGCUAACAUAUGGGCUAUAUUAGAGUCCUAACCAAGCCAGUUCUAUGACCUUGUAUGAGGCAAAACAAGGGCACUUUCUUUAAAGCAGUAUCUUGACUAGCUUUGUAAAUGCUGUGACAACCUGUUAAAAAAAAAAUGAAGAAAACCUUUAUUCUGGCUACAACACAGUUACAUUUAGGCACUUCUUGAAGCCCCCCCCCCCCUUGAUUUUAUAUGGCUUGUAACUAUAGCCUGUCAGGUUCAUUGUAAGUUGGUAGCGUUACUCCAGCUGCAUAUUUUGACGUCCUACUUUCGAGAACAAUUUUUGCCAGAAUAUAUAAUGUAGGGGAGCUGAUUAGCCACUAGUGCUCCUCUCCCUUCUGCCAUUGCAGAGUUCAUUCUUGUAGCAUUACAUUCAUUCGCCUAUAGUGGACAGCUGUUGUUUGGUAGUACUGUUCACACUUCCUGAAAUGUAUCUAGUGCAGGGCAAAGAGUGUCCUUCCAAUACCUUUCAGCAGUUGGCUUACUAUGUGGCCGUUUUGAAUAUAGGUAACUUCAAAAAUUGGCAGGUACAGAGAGCAAUUGCAAUUGGAUUUGAAUAAUUGUCAUCCAUCUCUUAUGCAGUUCAUUGCUCAGGUUUUUGCAAGUCUAUGGGCGAUGAUGAGACUGUGUGUUCUGAUUUCGUUAUAUAAUUUGUGUGCUUUGAAUGCAAAGAAAUGUGUUAAUUGUAUUUCCUUUUUUUUUUUUAAGUCAAGCGAAAGUUAUGUCUUGUGAUGUGCAAAAAGCCUGUGGUAGAGUGUUCUUCUGACCAGACAGUGUGCGAGUGAUUUGACCAUUUGUAAUUGAAUUCGCUGGCAGCUCCUACUUAUGCCUUUGAUGUCCAAGUGUCCAUGACCAAUGGAAGCCCUACAGCAACUAGACUGUUAAGAACCGUUAGUAAACAGGGUCAACUGUAUAAAGAUGGCACAAGACCUGUAUCCUGCCCUUUUGAACAUGCAUGCAACACUUUAACAUAUGGUGCCAAGCAAGAUGCUGCUUUGCAUUCUGUUUCAUUGUGUAGCCAAGAAGAGCACCUGCAGUACUGCAGGGUGCUUGUUACGAUACCAUGCUGAUUCACAUGCAAGGAAAUGUCACCAGUCUGAGCACGUCGCACAAAAGAUAGUAAUAAUGAAGUAGACAGUUGGAAUAACUGCAGUAAUUGGUUCCGUUGUUUAGCGGCCAGUCUUGCCUUUUCAAAAAAAUGAAAAGGCGAGUUAAGCUCCCAAAACUGCUAAGUGGCUGAAUCACUGAAAAACAGCUUGGCAUCAUUCUUUUUGUAGACAUAAAGCAAUACAGCAGCAACCACUGAAUCACUGCUGUGACCAGUAUGUAAGGCUCAUCGUAGUGCAAGUGUAGCAGUGCUGUUUGACACUUCUUAGCAGAAAAUUGCAUUGUUUCAAGCUAUGAUUGCAUUCUUCAGGAUGUCUUUUUCCUGACACGUUGCAUGGCUUUCUCGCCGACCAUUACUGCUUUGCUCAAUUAAUGUCGCAACAUUUGCCAGAAAUUACCCAACACGUAACCUGCAGCUGUCCAUCUUAAUGUCUCGUGCAUAUAUUUUAUCAUUGAAUCUGGGUCAGUGACCAGAAAGGUGCUAAGAAUUAGUUUGUGACCAAAAAUAUUUUAUUCACAACUUUUUUUAACUUUAAGGAUGUAACAUUAACACAUAAUUGCAUAGACACAAAUAACACAAGAAUAACAAGAGGGUGAAGUAUAGGAUGGGGCUGGGCUAUUCUUCACACUCUGUCUCCUUAUGUUUUGGGCUAGUUUUUUUUGUGUGUGGUUGAACACUAGCUUGUCUAACUCCUUACCCUGUUGUAUUUUCAUGUACAUUUCACUAUCAUCAACUUUCAUUGCUGAUGUGGAUGGAUGAUGGUGAGAUUUGAUGCUCCAGUGAGCUAUGCUCAGUUGAAUUGGUCCCUUCCAAAUUCUCUUCAGACGAUGACGGCUUCGGUGCUUAGAGGGACUUUUAUAAGAAAAACGAAGUCGGUACAUAUUUGGCACUUUGUCUGUUAUGCUAUAAUAGCUAUACAGCUGAAACUCGAUUUAAUGAAGUGAUGACUGUGCUCGAAUUGUUUCGUUCAAUCGGGAAAUUUGUAAAAUUGAGAGAAAAGUUUUCAGUCCUUCGAAAAUAAAAAUUGUAAUGUAGCGACACCCAAAAGCUACCGUGGCAUUGAAUUUGCCGAUAAGCUGCGCCUGCGUAUGUGAAAAGUCUGUGAAGGUGGCCCGGACAUGCAACCUCCCAUGUGUGGGCGAUGCAGGUGAAGUACGGUCACGUGAAGCUAUGACAGGUUGCAGAUAUGCAAAGAUGAAAGAAUAAAUGCAGUGAUUGUGUCAGCAGGACAAGCAAGAAAGUACCGAUCAGUGUCAUCUGUUGCAUAAAUUAUGAAAUAAUGAAAGCAACCACCGUGUUCCUGUGGGAGCAGGGACAAUAAACAACCACCACCCCUAGCGCCAUUUGGUAUGUAAGAGUGCUACCAACUGUUUAGUUCUUUCAUCCAUGCACGGGUGAAGCGUAAAGCCUCUUCAAAAUAAAACUAGUGUCAAGGAUAGGAUGGCUAGAUGUUCUAGCGCAACAGCACAUUAGAGUGCACACCCGAAGAGAAACCCGUGUGUGUUAGAAAUAGAAUGAAAUUACCGCAUUUAGAAAAACUUCGUUAAGUCUCGUUUUGUGCCACAAUAGUUUUCUUAAUACAAGUUGAUAAAAACGUUGAACCAUAUGGGUUGGGUAAUAGAAAUUCCUUAUUUAGAUCGGGAAAUUCGUAAAAUCUGGUUUUGUUUGGUCGAGUUUCAACUGUACUACAAAAUUAUAAAGGCCUAUAUGCCAUGAGACAGCUAGUGACAAACAAUCCUAGUAAGUGAAAAUACUUUGCAUAGUCCAGCAAAUUAUAUUGUAUUUUUAGUUACAAACUUAGUUUACUUAAACCAUGUGCCUAGAGGGUUCGCUGGUUAUGACAGCUUUAUUUAUCAUAGCAGUUAACAAAAGCACCAUAUGCCCAGAACGGCUCAGCCGCGACAAAACAGCAUCAUCUGCCCUUUCCUCUUCAUUACAUGCUCUAGUUAUUUCUCUUGUGAAGUCUGACAAUAGAAACAUUACCAUCCGUGUGAUAAAACACCGAGUCAUCUAUCUAGUGAUGAAUGAAGGGUGCAAAAUUGCCGGGCUUUGACUGAGGAAUGCACAAAGUAUGCAGUGGAGUGUAGUUUUUCUGCUUUUACACUGUUUGGCUAUGCCUUUUGUCAACACAUGUGUAAUUUGUGUGAGAUGUAGUACAACCAACCAUUUUUUGCUGUUCCACAUAUGCUAACUUUGCUUGGAGGAUGGCCCGAAUUAGCACAUAUCUUGGAGCUUAUUAGGGUUCUUUAUAGCGAAGCAGUUUUCCCUCGUGAACAAUACACACCAUAAAUGCAAUCCACCGAAAAUGAGGAAUUUGGAUCUUUCAAAAGCGAGAAGGGUAACACGCCUGUUAUUUCCUGGUUAUUACUCUCACUGUAAUCUUUGAAACACUAGAGCAGAUAGACCAAUUGCAAGAUUGACACACAGUAUCAAACACCACUUACGAAUUGCAAGUUCCUUUGGGAAAUACUUGCAUUUUUUGCCAUGUGUCUGCUAGAAUCGUUUCUUGUGCCUGCAUGUGUUUUUAGCCCCUCUGCUUUUUAACUUAUGUGCACAACAAUUUGUAAACAAAUAUUUUUGCUUAAAAAUCAUCACCUCUUGUGCAAGGCCCAAAAUAUUGGCUGCACGAAGAAGAUGUGAUGCAUUAGUUUUCAGGUACCUUAAAAACUGCAGUACAGUAGUUCUGUAAGCAUUGCAGCAAAUGGUGUGAAUUUUACCGUUUAAAGUUAUUUGGUUAUAAAAAUAUGUUUUGCGAGAGAAAAAUUUUGUGGCGCAUAAAUAGUGCUUAAAGCGAUGUAAUUGACAUGUUAAAUAAUAUUUCCCAUACCCCACUACUAUGGUAUGGUUUUUCUUUCACAAGCACAUUGAUGGGCCGGUUACAUUACUGCGCGAUAUUUUGUUUUGUAUAAAGCAGGUAAUCUUGUCAGUAGCCAUACUUGUUUCUUGAUAAUCACUUUUCUACAGUCAAGCUACAGCAAGGAUGACUAGGCCUUUGGACAUAAGGCUACUAAUAUGUUGUAUGACUAGGUCUAGACAGACUGCUUAUGCAGAGUAAGGAAUGCUUGUGCUUGUCUCUGCAUGCUGCAAUGAGGAACGUUCCUGUCGUGCUUGCUACGAUUGAAAUGCUUAUGGCUAUUUUGUGCUCGUGCACGAAAGAGUUUUGUGAAGUGGUGCCCAGAGCUUGCUCUGUAGGCACAAUCAGCUCUAAAUUAUCUUGCAAUUGUGUUUUGUUUUAAUCUUCCCCAUUCUGUACUGAAGAGAUCUGGAAACUUUAGGUGCCUUUGCCCUUUAGGUAAGCAAGAAUAAUCUCUCGUCAAGAAGAUGUACUGGCUCAAACUAUUCACACAAAACACUUUGUCAGUGCUGCCUCCUUUCUUGCCAAGAAUUGUUAUUGACGAGUAUAUUGUCACUAUUUCAACUGUCGCUACUGCAUGUCCAUAUUAAUUGCAUUGACUUAUUGCACAGGGUUUUCACUAGAUGUUUGCGUUGUAUACCAGCAACAUGUAGGUCACCUGUACAGGAUCUAGUCACCUUUUUUUCUUCCCUUCUCCAGCUGAAAAAAUAUACAUUCAAAUAUUUUUAAUUUGGUAGCCUUGCUUGUGAGGCCACUUGAGAGUCAUGUAAAUAUGGAGCUUGUCGUAUAUUGUACAUCAUAUGUACCAGUUGAUUAAAAGUGCUGUUCACCAAGCGAAAUUGCCCUGUUUCAAUUUGCAAAGUUUUGGUGUUGUUAGGUGUAUCACUCCAUUUCAAACAAAA